CGUGCAUUUCGUGCCAUCGUGAGCGCCCUGUUCUGCUUUGAGGAAGUGGGAUCUUUCUGUCAAGCGGCUCUGAAUCUGAAGGAUUUGAAGGCUCGCGCUGCUGGGGAACUGUACUAGGGGCUGAGAGGAAAUGAUUCCUCCAAGCUAUAUCAAGGCACAGAAUGCAUCCUACAGCAUAGACCAACAUUCCCAAUGCAAGGAAUCUCGCAUUGAAUUUUUUUUUUUUUUUCUCAUGGCGCAGAGAGGCCUCUCCAAGACGAUAUUAAUAUCAAGAUUACUACCUGUCCGCACAUUCAUUCGCCUCAUUAAAGUCAGACAGAUACCAGCGCAAGGUUUACUCUUUAGCUCGGAUUUUUGCAUUUAGCAAUUAUCACUCAGCUCACCCCGCAAUACGAUCGCUAGAAAAAAAAAAUUAUGAAUACCUACGGAGUAGAGGUAUCUUCUAUGCCUCAGCAGC
Molecule: messenger RNA, 457 nt
Organism: Aspergillus ochraceoroseus IBT 24754
Lineage: Eukaryota; Fungi; Ascomycota; Eurotiomycetes; Eurotiales; Aspergillaceae
Exons: 1
Coding region: 131-364 (77 amino acids)
Source: RefSeq, a predicted model, not a curated record